Molecule: messenger RNA, 3157 nt
Organism: Wyeomyia smithii (pitcher-plant mosquito)
Lineage: Eukaryota; Metazoa; Arthropoda; Insecta; Diptera; Culicidae
Gene: eEF2
Product: eukaryotic translation elongation factor 2
Exons: 5
Coding region: 182-2716 (844 amino acids)
Biological process (GO): translational elongation
Cellular component (GO): ribonucleoprotein complex; cytosol
Molecular function (GO): GTPase activity; GTP binding; ribosome binding
Source: RefSeq, a predicted model, not a curated record
UUGUGUGUUCAGCAGUGUUUUGUUCAAUCGUGGAUUCGGCUAGUGAGGAGAAAGAAGUGUGUCACAGGACUUAUAGCUCUGAACGCAGUGUAAAAAAAAACGAUUUCUUGCUCCUAAAAAAGGAGUUUACGGUUGAUAGACGUAACUAGUUUCACAGAAGAAGACUUGAAAAGGCGUCAUAAUGGUUAACUUCACCGUUGACGAAAUCCGUGCCAUGAUGGACAAAAAGCGGAACAUCCGUAAUAUGUCCGUCAUUGCGCACGUUGACCAUGGCAAGUCGACACUGACCGAUUCGCUGGUCUCGAAGGCCGGUAUCAUCGCCGGUGCGAAAGCAGGCGAGACUCGUUUCACCGAUACCCGUAAGGACGAGCAGGAACGGUGCAUCACUAUCAAGUCGACUGCCAUCUCGAUGUACUUCGAACUGGAGGAUCGGGAUCUGGUGUUCAUCACCAACCCGGACCAGCGCGACAAGGAAUGCAAGGGCUUCUUGAUCAAUCUGAUCGACUCGCCCGGGCACGUCGAUUUCUCGUCGGAAGUAACUGCUGCGUUGCGUGUCACCGACGGUGCUCUGGUAGUCGUCGAUUGUGUGUCGGGCGUGUGCGUCCAGACCGAAACCGUACUGCGCCAGGCCAUCGCCGAGCGUAUCAAACCGGUCCUGUUCAUGAACAAGAUGGACCGCGCGUUGCUGGAACUGCAGCUGGAGGCUGAAGAUCUGUACCAAACUUUCCAGCGUAUUGUGGAGAACGUGAACGUCAUCAUCGCCACCUACAACGACGAUGGCGGCCCAAUGGGUGAGGUUCGCGUUGAUCCGUCCAAGGGUUCCGUCGGAUUCGGUUCUGGUUUACACGGGUGGGCUUUCACGCUCAAGCAGUUCGCUGAGAUGUACGCAGCCAUGUUUAAGAUCGAUGUAGUGAAACUAAUGAAUCGCUUGUGGGGUGAGAACUUCUUCAAUGCCAAGACAAAGAAAUGGGCUAAGGUUAAGGAUGACGACAACAAGCGCUCGUUCGUUAUGUACGUGCUGGAUCCGAUUUACAAGGUGUUCGAUGCUAUUAUGAACUACAAGACUGACGAGAUUCCGAAACUGCUGGAGAAAAUUAAGGUUACGCUAAAGCACGAAGAUAAGGAUAAGGACGGCAAGAACCUGUUGAAGGUUGUGAUGCGUACCUGGCUGCCAGCUGGAGAAGCCCUACUUCAGAUGAUUGCCAUUCAUUUGCCAUCGCCGGUGGUCGCCCAGAAGUACCGUAUGGAGAUGCUGUACGAAGGUCCGCAUGAUGAUGAGGCCGCUGUAGCUGUCAAGAACUGCGAUCCACAGGGCCCGCUUAUGAUGUAUGUGUCAAAAAUGGUGCCGACUUCAGAUAAGGGACGUUUCUAUGCUUUCGGUCGUGUGUUCGCCGGUAAGGUCGCCACUGGCCAGAAGUGCCGUAUUAUGGGCCCCAACUACACUCCAGGAAAGAAGGAGGAUUUGUACGAAAAGGCAAUCCAGCGUACCAUUCUGAUGAUGGGACGUUACGUUGAAGCCAUUGAGGAUGUCCCUUGCGGUAAUAUUUGUGGUCUGGUUGGUGUCGAUCAGUUCCUCGUGAAAACUGGAACGAUUAGUACCUUUAAAGAUGCUCACAAUAUGAAGGUCAUGAAAUUCUCUGUCUCACCUGUGGUGCGUGUAGCAGUCGAACCCAAGAACCCGGCUGACUUGCCUAAAUUGGUCGAAGGUCUGAAGCGUUUGGCUAAAUCCGAUCCUAUGGUGCAGUGUAUCAUUGAAGAAUCCGGUGAGCAUAUCAUUGCCGGUGCUGGUGAAUUGCAUUUGGAAAUUUGUCUGAAGGAUCUGGAAGAGGAUCACGCCUGUAUUCCUCUAAAGAAAUCUGAUCCUGUGGUAUCAUACCGUGAGACUGUCUCGGAAGAGUCUGAUCAGAUGUGUCUGUCCAAGUCACCGAAUAAGCACAAUCGUCUGUUCAUGAAGGCUGUCCCAAUGCCGGACGGUUUGCCCGAAGAUAUUGACAAUGGCGAUGUUAACUCGCGUGACGACUUCAAGGUCCGUGCCCGUUACCUGGCCGAGAAGUACGAUUAUGAUGUGACAGAAGCCCGUAAGAUUUGGUGCUUUGGUCCGGACGGUACGGGCCCGAACAUCGUGGUUGAUUGCACCAAGGGUGUGCAGUAUCUGAACGAAAUCAAGGACUCCGUUGUUGCUGGCUUCCAGUGGGCCUCAAAGGAAGGUGUUCUUGCUGAGGAAAAUAUGCGUGGUGUCCGUUUCAACAUCUAUGAUGUCACGCUACAUGCUGACGCUAUCCAUCGUGGUGGUGGUCAAAUCAUUCCGACCGCUCGUCGUGUUCUGUAUGCUUCGUAUAUCACCGCUGCUCCACGUAUCAUGGAGCCCGUUUACUUGUGUGAAAUCCAAUGCCCGGAAGUUGCUGUCGGUGGUAUCUACGGUGUGUUGAAUCGUCGUCGUGGACACGUCUUCGAGGAAGCGCAAGUUGCCGGUACGCCCAUGUUCGUCGUAAAGGCGUAUCUACCUGUCAACGAGUCGUUCGGUUUUACCGCUGAUCUAAGAUCCAACACCGGUGGCCAGGCGUUCCCACAGUGUGUGUUCGACCACUGGCAGAUCUGCCCGGGAGAUCCAGCUGACCCAAGCACCAAAGUGUACAACAUUGUGCAGGACAUCCGUAAGCGUAAGGGUCUGAAAGAUGGUCUUCCGGAUCUGACACAGUACUUGGACAAACUGUAAACACUUCUUACUCUAACAAACCAUACAAAUCAAACUAGAGGAAUGCAACCAAUUCAGCUACAAGAAUUAUUAUAAAUUUAAUUUAUAAAUGUUUACAACAAAUCCAAAAACAUUGCUAAAACAUACUAGCACACACACACACACUUUCAAUUACCUACCAGCCAACAGACAAAUAUUCUGCAGUUGCUUUUCGUCUGCUUACAAGUGUCCCCCAAACAAAGUCCAAGGAGCAUCGAACGUUCGUGUCACUAGAUAGAAGCCACCAAUCCAACAUCAUCGCUUGGCGUCGGAAGAAGCAGCAACCAAAACAGAAGGGCUCUCAGUCCCGUUGAAAUCCCCAAAAUGCAAGCAAAUUAAUGCGAUCAAAAAACAAUAAUGGAAACAGUGAUAAAAGAGAAUACAGAAUAUGAGAAAUCAUGUUGACAAAAAACCGAACGGAAA